Molecule: messenger RNA, 2522 nt
Organism: Octodon degus (degu)
Lineage: Eukaryota; Metazoa; Chordata; Mammalia; Rodentia; Octodontidae
Gene: Satb2
Product: SATB homeobox 2
Exons: 9
Coding region: 1-1950 (649 amino acids)
Biological process (GO): chromatin remodeling; regulation of transcription by RNA polymerase II
Molecular function (GO): DNA-binding transcription factor activity, RNA polymerase II-specific; RNA polymerase II cis-regulatory region sequence-specific DNA binding
Source: RefSeq, a predicted model, not a curated record
AUGCAAGCGGCCCGCCUCCACACCCCCUUGCCUGAGAAAAUAGCAUCAGCGGCCGUCUUCCAAGACGUGGCAGCCGUGCCCGAGCGGCUGCUCCGAAUAAUCAAGCUGGGGCGGUGGAACCCCCUGCCCCUCAGUUACGUGACAGACGCGCCCGAUGCCACCGUGGCCGACAUGCUGCAAGAUGUCUAUCACGUCGUGACUUUGAAAAUCCAGUUACAGAGCUGUUCCAAGCUGGAAGACGUGCCGGCGGAGCAGUGGAACCACGCCACCGUGCGCAACGCCUUAAAGGAGCUGCUCAAAGAGAUGAACCAGAGCACACUAGCCAAAGAAUGCCCUCUCUCCCAGAGUAUGAUUUCAUCCAUUGUAAAUAGCACAUAUUAUGCCAAUGUGUCAGCAACCAAGUGCCAGGAGUUUGGGAGAUGGUAUAAAAAAUAUAAGAAGAUUAAAGUGGAAAGAGUGGAGCGAGAAAACCUUUCAGACUAUUGUGUUCUGGGCCAGCGUCCGAUGCACUUACCAAAUAUGAACCAGCUGGCGUCCCUGGGGAAGAGCAGCGAGCAGCCCCCGCACAGCCAGGUGCACCACAGCGCGCCCAUCCGCAACCAAGUGCCCGCGCUGCAGCCCAUCAUGAGUCCCGGCCUCCUCUCACCCCAGCUCAGCCCACAGCUCGUCCGGCAGCAGAUCGCCAUGGCCCACCUGAUCAACCAGCAGAUUGCCGUCAGCCGCCUGCUGGCCCACCAGCACCCCCAGGCCAUCAACCAGCAGUUCCUGAACCACCCACCCAUUCCCCGAGCAGUGAAGCCAGAACCCACCAGCUCCUCCGUGGAGGUCUCUCCUGACAUCUACCAGCAGGUCCGAGACGAGCUCAAGCGGGCCAGCGUGUCCCAGGCUGUGUUUGCCAGAGUGGCGUUCAACCGCACACAGGGGCUGCUGUCAGAGAUCCUGCGCAAGGAGGAGGAUCCCAGGACCGCCUCGCAGUCCCUGCUUGUGAACCUACGGGCCAUGCAGAACUUCCUGAACCUGCCCGAAGUGGAGCGGGACCGCAUCUACCAGGAUGAACGCGAGCGCAGCAUGAACCCCAAUGUGGGCAUGGUGUCCUCGGCCUCCAGCAGCCCCAGCGCCUCCCGCACCCCACAGGCCAAAGCCUCAACACCGACAGCAGACCUCCCCAUGAAGGCGGACGGCGCCAGCGUCAGCAUCACAGCUGCCAUCUACGAUGAGAUCCAGCAGGAGAUGAAGCGGGCCAAGGUGUCCCAGGCCCUGUUUGCCAAAGUGGCUGCAAAUAAAAGCCAGGGCUGGCUCUGCGAGCUGCUCCGCUGGAAGGAGAACCCGAGCCCAGAGAACCGCACGCUGUGGGAGAACCUCUGCACCAUCCGCCGCUUCCUGAGCCUGCCCCAGCACGAGAGGGAUGUGGUCUACGAGGAGGAGUCACGGCACCACCACAGCGAGCGCAUGCAGCACGUGGUCCAGCUCCCGCCCGAGCCUGUGCAGGUGCUCCACCGACAGCAGUCCCAGCCUACCAAGGAGAGCUCCCCACCCCGGGAAGAGGCACCACCUGCGCCGCCCCCGGUCGAUGACAGCUGUGCCAAAAAGCCCCGCUCACGCACCAAGAUCUCCCUGGAGGCCCUGGGCAUCCUGCAGAGCUUCAUUCAUGACGUGGGGCUGUAUCCCGACCAGGAGGCCAUCCACACGCUGUCGGCCCAGCUGGACCUGCCCAAGCACACCAUCAUCAAGUUCUUCCAGAACCAGCGCUACCACGUCAAGCACCACGGCAAGCUCAAGGAGCACCUGGGCUCUGCUGUGGACGUGGCCGAGUACAAGGAUGAGGAGCUGCUCACCGAGUCAGAGGAGAAUGACAGCGAGGAUGGCCCAGAGGAGGUGUACCGGGUGGAGGCCGAGGAGGACAGCAGCGACAGGGCCAAGGCUGCCCCUGCCGAGGGCGACCAGAGAUGAUGCAGCGGGCACCGCGCCCUCGGGGUCGUCUCUCCCUUCUUCACAGACAUCUCCUAGCUUGUUUUACCUUCGUCUUUCUGAGUCUCUUCGAUUUUCCUUGCCUGUCACGACAUUCCUCCGUUGCGCAGGACAUGACUGAGACUGAGUCCAGUCCUUCUGCCUUGUCCAGACAUCUGUGGCAGAGGCCUGCAGGGCCCGGAGCCGCUGCCCACCAGCUUGUGGCAGGGCCAGCUGUGCCAGUGGGCCGGGGCGUGGCGCCCACGCGUGUGUCCGUGUGUCUGCAGAGCUCUGUUCCCGCGUGGACAGAGACCUUGGGCCUGUGAGGACAGCCGCGCAGUGAGCUCUAUGGAAAGACUUGGCCACAUGUUAAAACCACUUCACACGAGUCGCUUCGGCUUUUGAUAACCUGCAGCCUGCUCUCAGGGUGGGGUGACGAUUUUUUGAACUCCUAUUUAUUUUUUUUGUGUUUGUCCCUGAUUUUUUGUUUAAUUCAAUGGCUUCCUAUCUGGCAGCUCCAUGGGUAAUUUUAGAGGUAUGUAUUUAACAAGAUAAAUCAACACUGCCAAAAAAAA